AUGAUUAUUCAAGAUGGCAAUAUUGUUAAAGUGAGUAAUAAUUUUCAUUUUUUUAAUUAACAUACGAAAUAUUUAUUGGAAUGUAUUUUUAAAUGGUAAUUAUAUGUAUUACCGAAGCUUUCUUUACGUUUUCUUAUAUUGUAAUUCUUAUGGUUUUUGUAUUAAAACGAUAGCAACGAUAACAAAAUAUUUUAGGCCGAAGGAGAUUUAGCGAAUUCGGAGCGUGUAGCCGGACUAGUCCAACGAAUCGCAUUGGUUGGCGGAGGUAUGGAAUUAUCUAAAGAUGGUGCUGGCUUCGAAUCCUUGGUUUUGGCGUUCCCUUCGUAUCAAUUGGUGAUUACAAGGUCCGAUCAACAACUUGUCGUAGUCAAAAAAGCGGCCGAAGCGGGUACAGACGAAUUGCUAACACAAAUUGUGUCGGUAUAA
Molecule: messenger RNA, 426 nt
Organism: Bursaphelenchus okinawaensis
Lineage: Eukaryota; Metazoa; Nematoda; Chromadorea; Rhabditida; Aphelenchoididae
Source: the annotation of a GenBank genome assembly